AUUUCAGUUUAGGAUGCAUAAUGUGCAAGAUGAGAGAUGAAUGGAAUUGCACCCAUAGAACUGAACAGCUAUAAUAGUCCUGGAUCUUUUCAACUGAAACAGGAACUAUUGGAAAGUCCGUGUGGUGGGGUAUCAACUCGACCCCCCUCCUCUCACACCCCCAAUGUUGGAGGAGUCCACUACAGUCCAGGGGCUCACCAUCCUCAGUCCUCGCCCUCCAAACCCCACUCCUUCAGGAUACACAACGGACAUGUCCAGCGACAAAACCAUCCGGGCAGUUCCCAAGAUAUAAACCUGGAUUUCGUCAGACUACCCUUCCAGUUUUCCAGCGGAGGGCACCAGAGUAACCCGUCACAGUCAGGCAGCAGUGGGGGUCCCUACUUCUCUCAGUAUCCCAACGUCAGACCUAGCUUUCCAGACGAUACAAAGAAAAAUGUGAUGGACUCAGCGAGGCAGACGCUGUUUGUUGAGAAGCUGCUACCCUACGUUAAACAAUAUGCUUACACUUGGUUCCAUCUCCAGGCCAAGAAGCGGAAAUACUACAAGUCACAUGAUCACAAGAUGCCGCUAAGAGAGGAACAACGCUGUAAGAAGGAUCUGAACGCCGAGCCUCCUGACAUCAAACACAAGUGGGCCUCACGACUUCUGGCCAAAUUGCGGAAGGACAUAAAACCUGAGUACCAGGACGAAUUUGUAGACUCGAUUAUCAAGAACAAACGGAGUAACGUGCGAUGCAUCAUAUCAAAUCCAGAUCAGAAAGGGAAGAUGAGGCGGAUAGACUGUCUGAGACAAGCUGACAAGGUUUGGAGACUGGACCUAGUAAUGGUGGUAUUGUUUAAAGCAUUUCCUCUGGAGUCAACUGAUGGUGAACGAUUGGGCAAGAUGAAGUGUUGCAUGCACCCUUCCUUGUGUAUCCAGCCCGCUCAUAUUACCAUAACGAUACGAGAACUGGACUUUUACCUCGCCAACUUGCUGGAAAACAGGGGCAGAAAACUGGAGGACGAAAACGCUGAGGAGGACGAGGGAUCCAACGCGUUUGGGGUUUUCAAAAUGAAGGACAUUGACACAAACUUUAGGGCACCAAUAAUGUUUUCCCAGUACACUCAAACAGAGGGCUACUAUAACAUGGAGCAGGAUCAGGAGCUCAGAAUGGCCAGUAAGAAAGUGAGGUUAGAUCACGAGGACGAGGAAGUGAGAGGUAUCAAUCCUCCCAGUAGGAGAGCAUCGCCCUCUGGUCUGCAUGUCAACAAGAACAAUAUCAAGAACCCCACACCUGUCAUGAUAUACCCGAUAAACGGGAAUGUGGUGACAUCCGGUCCUAGUAGUCCGAGAAACUUGUCAGGGGAUCUGAUCACACUCAGUGAUACUCCUACCUCCCAGUCUACUCGUCAAAUCGGAUCUAGGCUCGUUACACCCAGCCCUUACGGAAACGCUUUUAACUUAGCUCCAGGACAAUACGCUCUACAAUCCAGAGAACCAUCCAAUGGCAACCGACUGGGCACAGAGAUCUUUAACGCCAUCACUGCCAGUUCUGAGCAACCUUCUUCAAGCUCUCUUCAGUCUGAAAUCAAGUAUAUACAGUCCAACUACACGGAACGUUCAUCUUACUCUGGCAAUGACAGAGAACAGUCAAACGCUGGUUCGGGUCUCGUUAACUUUGUGGAGACCAGGGAGUUUGGAGAGGACGUUGCUAAGCCUGCCAUCAAUAAAAGCGAGGGCUCUCCCAAGAGUGCUGCCAUGUCCAAACCUCAGUGUUCCAUCGCUAACAUCACCAGGUCCAAGGGUGACUUUUUAGUCAGCGGUUCAUCUUCCUUUAAACCUCUGAGCAGUGUGUCUGUUUCCCAGAACGAUCCCAACAUUCACGAGAAAAUAAUGAAGUCUCUGAGGAACAGUUCGCCUUUCAAUAUCCUGGGUCAGAUGGGGAGUGGUUCGAGACACAGUUCCACCUCCACUACGCCCCGCAGUACGCCCCUCCACCUUCUAAUGCCCAACCCCUGGCAACACCGGGGCGACGGGGAUGAUGACAUGGACGGUGCCGUCAACGCCGUCAACAUCGCCAACCUGGCCCCAGAAGACAUCAGCGAAGAGAGGCUGUAUAACAUGGUGGUGAUGAACACUACUCCAGUUAUCACCCCCAUCCCUACUCCCAUCCCGACCCGUCCCCAAUCCCGGGUGCACUCCCCCACAAACAGCGCCUUCACCCCCACCUCAAACAGCAACAAGGUUAAACCAGGUUGAGGAUUUUGUGCUAUUAUGUUUAUGUUUUGUAUCACGCUAGUUCCCAUAGUUGUGGAUUGUGUGUUCGAUGAAAAGAAGGAUCGUAGUUAGACAGUAUGUGCACUGUGCCCCCUCUUCAGGCCUCUCUUUAGCCCAAAUAAAGGACCAACAAAUUUCAUAUGAAUAAGAUAUGUUUAGAAUUCCGUGUGUAAAUAAUGCAGAGUUCUUCGAUCAUAUUUUUGCCCCGGCAAGAAACACGUCAUGUCGCAUAACGCAGCUUAUUUAAAUUUUAUGUCUGAGGCGGUGAAGAUUUGAUUAAAACUCUGCCACUCUCGUCAGAAGGAGUUUAUGGGCAUACCAGUUCCACAGAAACUUGAAGAAAAUAUAUUAUCUCCCGACACUAUGUUAUGAGCUUUUAAGGAGUCUUUAGGCAAACAAUUGCUUAUUCGAGUACGACCCAGAUUUUGUAUUACCGCAAAACAUCACUACCUCGUUCAAGAUGAACAUCAAUAAUAAGUUGGCGUGUGCUAGAACGGCUGUAUUACAUAACAUGAAAUGUGUUGCGCACACGGUGUGUGUUACAAAUGUUACGUCCAAUAUAAUACUCCUUAUCAUGUGCGACUUACAUCGUCAAGUUGCGUGUGUGUGUAUAUAUUUGCAUGCUAUCUAUUUUACUUGCAGCUGUAAUCCAGAGUGGGCGUGACAAACAAAUCAAAAGAAGAGCUCUGCGUUCAUAUUUGCAUAUUAUUCUUGAUAGAUGGUGUUUUUUAUGUUAAUUUAUGUACAUAGCGAUUAAAACGAUUGAUGGCAUGAAUAUAUGCGUUUGGAAAACGAAAUAUUGUUUUGAAUCUGGGCGGAGAGAUGAUAUACUGAGCUUGAGCAUGUCAUAAAAUUUGAGACCAUGUAUUUGUAUUUUAUAAAAUGCUUUUUUGUAGUGUGGUUGAAAGGAUGUAGUUUCCGACUUAUUACACGUGAGAUUGAUUAUUAAUACAGGAGAGUAUUUCAACUAAUGAGCUCAUAGACCGCCGAGAGCUCAAAAUAAAAUAUUAUUCAAUCUGAUCUGUAAUUACUACUGCAUUAUAUAAUAUGAGAAAGGAAAACCGGUUUAUCCACAUGUUUUGUUACUUAUUCAAGAUUGACGAUGUAUAAAUUUUGGAGCAAUGUUUUGAUCUAACGAGGAUAUUUGAGUAACCAAAGAACCUAGUGAACUGAUACUGUUAGUGUUAGUGUCGGAGCAGUAUUUUACCCGCGAUUUCUGUUAAAUUUUGUUGAGGAUUUCAAGGAAAUUAUAUUUAUCACGGGACAAAUGUGAUCCUCUGAUAAACAUCGAUUUGCUCUGGCAUUUAAGAAAAGCAAAUUUCUAUUUAUGUGAAGCUCUUGGCUUAUCAUCAGUUGAGAGUGCUAUGGUUGAGCGUUCUUAAGUUUGAAGACCUAAAAAAAUUUUGUUGGUAUAUAUUUUAUAAUUCUUCAAAAGUUGAUGCUAGUUUAAACUAAAUAGACUUUUUGAUAAUCGUCUCGGUGUGUACGAACCGGGGGUUGUUGUAGUCCGUAAAACUGUCUUCUGUACCAACUGAUUUUGUAAUCUGGGUUUUAUAAGUUUUAUUGGGUAGUGCUAAGAUCAAGAGAAAGGGGCCUAUGUACGCAGCAAACAUGAUAUCAUGAUCCAUGUUGAUUAUAGUUGAACUGAUUGAUAAGUUUUGUGUGCUCACUUAUAUUCCUCCGGGCUGUCUACUCGGGCCAGCUCUGUGUCUUAUAAUAAUAAUAAUCAUGUUACUUGGAUUGUGUCCAAGUCUUUGUAUCAAAUUGUAAGUUUAGAAUUACACAUGAUAUGCUCAUUCUGCGAAGACUCGACGUCCCUCGUGGAGCCUCUAGGGUAAUAUCGAUUUAUUAAAAUAAUUGAGGUACAGGGAUAUGAGUGUAUAUGGUGAUUACACCAUCAUUGCCUAGCCUGUUUGCGGCCCACCCGCUUUGACGGAUAAAGUUCAAUGUUAAAAGGUUUUUGUAUAAUAUUGCAAAUGAGAACAAACGUUUUUGAUUCGACAACCUUUUUUUUUUGAAUUUCAGUUCAGAAUCUUGAUUAUUUCAAUAGUGCCAGAAUAUGCAUUGUGCCAAAAGGGUACCUUGAUGAUAUUAGGAAUGAUAGUGCAGCAUUUCAAAAUUUCAUUUA
Messenger RNA from Bolinopsis microptera, 4384 nucleotides. RefSeq lists its product as uncharacterized. NCBI's taxonomy places the organism in Eukaryota, Metazoa, Ctenophora, Tentaculata, Lobata, Bolinopsidae. Bases 37 to 2238 code for a protein of 733 amino acids. Gene Ontology annotation, molecular function: DNA-binding transcription factor activity, RNA polymerase II-specific; RNA polymerase II cis-regulatory region sequence-specific DNA binding. The record is from RefSeq and is a predicted model, not a curated record. Gene Ontology annotation, cellular component: nucleus. Gene Ontology annotation, biological process: regulation of transcription by RNA polymerase II. The transcript is spliced from 5 exons.